CUCUGCCAUAAGGUGAUGGGCUAAACAAGGAUCAGUGACAAAGUUGCAACUCAACCGCAGACUGAGACAAAUACGGCCCAGCAAAGGACCUGGACUUUUGAAAUAGUCGCCACACAAAUCAAUUUUUCUAUUGACUGCUGAUCGUUCAUUCGGAUGACGAGUGGCGUUCUGUAGGUUGCAUCACCCGCCUUUCUAUCAUAUGUGCAGUACUAAAAAUAUUAGCUGAAGGUUAUUCAGCCAUCCUGACUAUCACAUCUUCGAUACAAAGCAAGUCGAUAAACUUUGCUGAUUCCAUACAGGCCUUACACCCUUGUUGCAUUUCAGUAGUGAUGCAUCCCUCUGGGAAUUAACCAUAUAUUGCACACUGCGAUGCUUGUUGAAGUAUCAGUUGCUGUGAACUACAUACUCUCACAUUUAUAUUCAAAGCUCCCAAGGAGAAGAGUAGAUAACUUUGGCGAGGAGCUGGAAAAACAUCUCUGUGUUAAGUUCCAGCACCAUUGGUAUCCAAAUGAGCCGGCAAGAGAAUCUAACUUCCGUUGCCUUAGUGCUUCGGGCGCCUACGUGGACCCACUGUUUUCAGAAUCAGCUAUUGUGAGUGGGCUAGACUGGAGCGAAAUCCAGGCCUGCUUACCAGAGAAACUAUUACUCAACGUGGACCCAGGGUAUGUAGCAUGUCAGUAUCAACAGACAAGUCAUACAAAUUACGAUUUUAACCGAUAUUCCUCAAACACUCAUUGGCCAUCCUCAAUUUCACUUUCUUCAUCUGGAUGUUCAUCAGCUUCCUCGAAUUCUUCUACCAGUUUGGCGUCAUCUUCCGUUCAAAUGGUACAUCAUGUACUUUACUGCAUCCAAGAAGGUUGGACGACUGACCACGAGAAGCAGUUGCCGGAAGUAGCUAUCCGAAGCGCGAAGGUAGAACAAGAGCACGGAGAUCAGUUAGCAACGGCCGCAGCCUUGAGUGUUCUUGUGGAUGCUGAAGAUAAUGCCACAGCAAACACGGGGGGCCGGUCAACUCAGACUACCAAACCGUCCCUCGCCACGCAGAAUUUGUGGGGUACGAUGUCCUCCAGGCCAGGAAGUCUUGACGUAAAUGCCGAAUAUCAUGCAAAUGAUACAGGAUUUAACAGCAUGGAGUCAUCAAAGCUUGAACUAUCCAGUGGGUAUGAGAUAGAUCAGUUCAACACUAACCUACCGUGGGGACAAUCAGAAAAGGAGUCAGAUAGUUGUUCAAUCUCGCCCUUCAUUUCUGAUAUAAUGGGAUGUACCAGGUCAAACGGACCGCAUAUAAAGAAUGAAGAAUCACAGACGCUUGCUUUUUUGAACAAAUCAUCAUCGGAUCUUCAGCACAUAGAAAAACUGAAUACAAACUGUGGGCGCGACUGUGCUGUGUUUGGAAACAACAGUAGCUGGACUGGUGUUACCAUCCCUCAGUUUUCGUCAAGGUUCGAACAACAGGUUCACCCCUUGUUUGGCUGUCCACAAGUACGAGUGAAUUCCGUCUAUCCCACGACGUUGAUAACGAAUGCGGCGAAUCCAUUUGUACAAAAGUCUACAUCAACGCCAAGUUUUACUGCGGCAACAUUUGCUCAAACCAAAUUUGGAUCUACAAAGCUAAAGAAUUAUGCAAAACGGGCUCCCAAUCGCAUCCUGUCUCCGACAGCAGCACCUCAGCACAUCCCUACUGUGUCUCGUGAGUCUUUGUUGUCAACUAUCCUCGGUGUCAACCAGGUAAGCAUGCAGUUUGAUUUAAGUGUCAUACGUGCAUUCCUAAUAGUCACAAUAGUAGCACAAAUAAGAUUAUAAAGAUGACUUUGCUAGUGAUUGCACUCCAGCAGCAAAAAGGACUGCUUCUACUUAGCGAAAGCGCUUAAACAGAAACCAGGGUGCUUAACAACAAACUCCGUUCGCCAUUGCAAGCUCUCUCACUACCCGGACUGAAUAACUUAGGUGGAUUGGACCACUGUUAAUUAACUGCGUUGUGACUGUUCACUUUAAACACAUUCCCUAUUUGGUGCAAUUGCCUCAAACGGUCCCAGUGGUUCCGAUGCUGGGUACAUUGUAGACAAAUCGGUCCAACCACCUGCGUCAAGUGCUCGACUGUAGAGGAGGAAACGUAUAAAUUCACUGAGAUGACCUAUCUGGAUGAAAUAUCGAACAAGUGAAGGUGGUCAUAUCAAUUUCUCUGUGCAUAAUUUGAAAGACUCCCGGUGAUCCUGUGCGGUGUGGGUUGCUGCAGAAAUGUUUAACACAAAAGUGUCCGAAGGGGUUUCCAGCACAAGGAUCAAAGUACAGGAAACAGCGGAAGGGCGGAUAGGUUCCGCUAUUGACUGAAGCCAGUGUCAUAUCAAUAGUGACGUGUAUUAGUUUUGAAGUUAUUAUUUUGGGGGCGCCUUAAAUAAUAAACAUAUAGCGGCCAAGUAGUCUGUGGGUGUGACUGAACUGGUGUUUAGUUACUUCCCCGCACAAUGAACCAGAUGUAUUGGCUUCAGCUAAAUUGUGAGUGCCACAGGUUGAUGCGCAAACCCAACGUUGACCUCUCCGGACUAAUAAACCAGCGGAUGGCAACUGGCAGGUUCACCGGAUUUGAGAUGUGUAUUGCACCUCUGUUCCACUAUACUAUUAAUUAGUUUAAUUACCCCAUUGAUUUUAUGAGUUGAAUAACAUGAUAUUUGAGUCAUCAAACUCACGAAUUUAGUUUGUUCGCAAUUUGGCAUACCAAGAUGCCAAAUGUCCCAAGUAGUAUGUCAAGUCCCUUUAACAAAUCACUGUCCCAAACAAAUAAAUGGCACAUUUCUCGACUUUGCACGAAGCUCAUCCCAACCAGGGUCAGAUACACUGUAUUACGGGUGUUUCAUGCAACAGUCUACGAAUAGACAGGAACCAUCAGAAACCAUGGAACACAAAAAAAGAU
Molecule: messenger RNA, 2911 nt
Organism: Dicrocoelium dendriticum
Lineage: Eukaryota; Metazoa; Platyhelminthes; Trematoda; Plagiorchiida; Dicrocoeliidae
Source: the annotation of a GenBank genome assembly